AUGGGGUCGUGCGCAAGUCGGCCAACAAAUGGGACCUCUACAUCCCGGGCCCUUGGCGACCUCGACAGCGACUCAUGCCAUCCGAUGUACGCUCCGAUGUGGGUGAUACGUGUCCAAGACGUGUUGAAGAUGACUGGAAGGUUCCCGCCACACCAGGAGUUGAAGCAGCAAGGUCUGCUGCGGGUGCGUGAGCGCAUGAACCCGUGGUCUUGGGCAAUAUUCGUAUCGCACCAGUGGUUAGGCCGCAACCACCCAGACCCCAACGGAGAGCAGCUCAAAGUUUUGCAGGAGAUUCUGCAGAACUUGAUUUCCAGGAAGACCACGGUCGAACACAACACAACAGCACAAUUCUUCCUCAAAGGUCGCAGUUUGACCAAGGCAGAGUGCAGUGAUUUGCAAAACGCUUUCGUUUGGUUGGAUUAUUGCUGCGUGCCUCAAAUGAUUCAUUCUGCUGAAUGUUCACGUGAAGAGCAACUUCAGCACAUAUUUUCCAUUCCCUACUAUGUCGAUGCAUGCCAGAUUUUCGUGGCAUUGGUCCCUAGAAGUUGUCACGAGACAGGAGAGCCUUGCGCAGAAGCCACCUGGAUUCAGCGUGGGUGGUGCAGGACCGAGAUGUGGUGCAAGCUUCUAUCUGAAGCCUCAGACAUUCCCAUUAUGAUGGUCACUUCUGGUGAUUCUGUCGAGUUUGCGACACCUAGGUGGACUUUGAACACGGUCCACUCGGGGCAAUUCGCUUUGGAAGAAGACCGGUAUGCAUGCGGCCAGGUAGUGCAAACAGCUUUGGAUCACAAGUUGUCUCAAUUGAGGCUCCGAGCAGACAUGGAUCGCUUUAGGCUUUUCUUGGCACUCUGGGAAGACCUCAUGGGUCUCCCUGCCCGGCAGCGGAGCUUGCAGGAGUUCUUGUCUGACUUUGCGUUCGGAAGCCUGGACGCAUGCCGAGGUAAGCUUGGUGUAGGCCCCGUAGCAUGUGCCACACUGGCCGGGGAUUGUGAGAUGAUUCGCACACUCGUUUCGGCAAAGGCUUCCCUGCAAACCCGCACACGUGCUGAUGAAGUGAUGGGCGUUAUGCCUGAAUCGACGCCGUUGCACUUGGCUUGCCAAUUCCGCUCGGGGUAUCUGGAGCCCAUCAAGACUCUCUUGCAAUUGCGGGCUGACGUUCACGCAGCACGAGGUGGGACCCCUGCACCCUUGAAUUUCUGCCAGCGAGCAGCUGCUAUUGAACUCCUUGUUCAGCACGGGGCUUCGGUGAAUGCCGCUACGUCCCAGUUGAAGUGGCCACCUAUCCACACCGCAUGCCAGAUGGGGGCACCACCCGAAGCUUUGGCAAAGCUGUUGGAGCUUCGAGCAGACGUGCACGGAAACCCCGGCGGUUCUCCACCGAUUGCGUUUCUCGCAUUCUGGGGCAACUCCAACCCCAACUUGAUCGAGUCGGCUCAGGUGAUGCUCGCCCACAAGGCGGAUGUCAACUACGUCUUCGAACCAGAAGGCAUUUGGCGCUCAAUCGAGCUGGCUUGCCGUGCGUACAGUUGCUGUAGCAGAAAGCCGCCAGGGAUUGUGCACAUGUUUAGCAACUUCAGCACCAACUCUCUGGGCUGGAGCGCAAUGUACGGGUGUGAGGACCUGACGGUUUUCCUCUUGGAGGCACGGGCAGACACCGAGAUCCGGAAUCACCGGGGCCUGCGACCAGUUGAAAUCGCAAAGACCCGCGCGGUGAAACAGUUGAUUGCUGAUCCUCCGCAGCACUACCAGUACCUUUCCGACACGCUUCGCAAUGAAAGCAUGUGA
Molecule: messenger RNA, 1785 nt
Organism: Symbiodinium sp. CCMP2592
Lineage: Eukaryota; Dinophyceae; Suessiales; Symbiodiniaceae
Source: the annotation of a GenBank genome assembly